Fusarium pseudograminearum CS3096 is the source of this 1005-nucleotide messenger RNA. RefSeq lists its product as uncharacterized. The coding region runs from base 1 to 1005 and encodes 334 amino acids. NCBI's taxonomy places the organism in Eukaryota, Fungi, Ascomycota, Sordariomycetes, Hypocreales, Nectriaceae. The record is from RefSeq and is a predicted model, not a curated record. The transcript has 2 exons.
AUGAUCUUUCACACGUUUGCAGUUACUGUCGUAGCUGUUGCUUUAGCUGGCAGUGUCAAGGCCAGUCCUUGUAAGCCUGCGUCUAGAUCGACGGCUAUUCAUUUGGGAACAAGUUCAAUUGAAACGACUACGAUCGAGAGUCUUCCGACAACCAUUGAAGCUCUUUCCUCGGUUACCACUGCCCUUUCGAACGAGGCUUCUAGAUCAGAAGCUGCUAUCAGCUCGACGACACUGACCUCUGAAACCUCCAACACUGUUGACGAUACCACUGCGACCAUUUCCUCAACAAUCGAACAGACUACUCAAGAUACGACAACCACAGUCAAUGACUUGAGCUCUGAAACCUCCGCGGCGACUGAUACCUUGACCACGGUAGAGGUUUCUGUUACCACUACAGCUUAUACAACAACCGACCAAUCGGCUAUUGAGACCGCUACAUCCUCUUCAGCACCUCACUGUACAUUCACAGGCGAAUACACCAACUACGUCCAAAACCCAUCUUUUGACAACAAGGUCAAUGGAAAUUGGGUUACUACAUCGCCUUGGGUCUUUUUGCAGACCCCUUGGCUAGCUCCCAACUCUGGCAGAGACGGAAGCAAUGCAAUUGCUAUCAAAUACCCGGACGGCGCAUGGUCAUCGUCGAUUCUUCAAUCGCUGGAAGGCGUCGUUGCCGGUCGAGAUUAUAUAGUCAGAUACUAUUGGUCUCUCCAAGGUCAUCCACUCCAGUCAGAUGAAUGUAGAAUUGGCGCAAGUGCUGGGCCUGAUGGUCAAUCUGUGCACUUCGUAUAUACCGAUGGUGAGGAACCUGUCCAACAGGGUCAGUUCUACAUGCAAGAGUUUCGCAUUACUGCUGAGCAAGAUGACCAAAGGCUGUCCAUUGGCUUUUUCUGCAAGGCUGGGUAUAAAGGUGAUGAGGUUAGGGUCAACAUUGACGAUGUCGCAGUAUAUGACUAUUACGAGGGUUGUGAUAGUCCUGAUGUGGCGGGGGCUAAGUACAACCGCUGA